CCGGCCGCCCGGACUGCCGGGCUGCUGCGGUCGUCGCGGCCCGGCUCGAUGCAGCCCGGUUCCUUGGCCCCACGCAGCGGCCCACUCUCCAGCACCUCCCGAAAUGGGGCGCCGGUCAUCAGACACCGAAGAAGAAAGCAGAAGCAAGAGGAAAAAGAAACACCGCAGACGCUCCUCUUCCAGCAGCUCUUCAGACAGCAGGACGUACAGCCGCAAGAAGGGUGGGAGGAGGCCACGGUCCGAGUCCAGGUCCUGGUCUAGAGACCGGCAGCCUCGCUCACACUCUUAUGAGAGAAGACGCAGACACAGGUCCAGCAGCAGCUCUUCUUAUGGCUCCCGAAGAAAACGAAGUCGAAGUCGUUCCCGGGGUCGAGGGAAGUCCUAUAGAGUUCAGAGGUCUCGCUCCAAAAGCAGAACAAGAAGGUCCAGGUCAAGACCUCGUCCACGUUCCCAUAGUCGAAGCAGUGAGAGAUCCAGCCAUAGAAGAACUCGUAGUAGGUCUAGGGACCGAGAACGACGCAAAGCACGGGACAAAGAGAAGCGGGACCAGGAGAAGGACAAAGGCAAGGACAAAGAAGGACACAGCAUCAAACGGGAAUCUGGAAACAUCAAAGCUGGAUUAGAACAUCUGCCACCAGCUGAGCAGGCCAAAGCCAGACUACAGAUGGUCCUUGAAGCUGCUGCAAAAGCUGAUGAAGCACUAAAAGCUAAAGAAAGGAAUGAAGAAGAAGCAAAGAGAAGAAAAGAGGAAGAAGAAUUUGAUUCCAAAAACUUGCAUGUGUCUAAAGUGUCUCUGGUGAUUGCAGUUUGCUUCAUGCUCUUCUGCAUAAAUGCGUGCUGGAAAGAGCUCAACCAGAGUGACUCACCACAUAACGACCUCCUCCUCUUCACCACUUACUCCCUUACUAGCUACCUAACCUCUCUGGCUAUUUUGGAAGUGCAUGCGUGUAUAUAUGUGCACCACUUGCACGCCUGGUGCUUGCAGGAGGCAGAAGAGUACCUCAGACUGUCUGGAACUAGUGUUAUAGGCGGCUGUGAGCUGCCAGACCAAGCCACGCUGGUGGAACAAGUGAAAAGAGUGAAAGAAAUCGAAGCCAUCGAAAGUGAUUCUUUUGUUCAGCAGACGUUCAGAUCAAGUAAGGAAGUCAAAAAAUCGGCAGAACCAAGCGAAGUGAAACAUGCAACUCCAGCAUCAGGACCAGCAUCAGUAGCUGCUGAGCCACCCAGCACUGGAAAGGAAAUAGACCCUGACAGCAUCCCCACGGCUAUCAAGUACCAAGAUGACAAUUCUCUAGCUCAUCCAAAUUUAUUUAUUGAAAAAGCCGACGCUGAAGAAAAGUGGUUCAAGAGAUUAAUCGCCCUCCGACAAGAAAGACUCAUGGGCAGUCCUGUGGCCUGAGCAAGAAACUUCCGGUUGAGUUGACAAAGCCUUGAAAAUUGAGGGUUUAAAAUACUAAUGUUAACUUUUACUCCUAGAAAUAACUUAGCCAAUUGCAUAGAAAGCAAAUCUCAUUUCUUCCUUCAUGUUCAACUGAGUAUUUGCUGUUUCGAAUCAAACGUUGUGAAUAGUGAGUCUGUUAUAAAAGAUGUGAGUGUGUGAACAUAUUAUCUUGUUAAUAAAACUAAUCAUAAAAAUGUCAGUGUUGAAGUAAAUGAAUAUUCAGUAGUGAAUUUCAUUACGGUUUUUACAAAGUCAUGUUUCUGACCCAAUAUUGGAUAAUUAUAUAAGAGUUAUGAUAUUUAGUAUAAGGUUUCAUCUCCUAUAUAUUAUAAAACUUUUGAAUCUCUCAUCUCACCUUUCUUAGCAUUUUAGGUCUCAUAAAAGGUACUCCAGUCUGCACGUCACAGAAGGGCUCGGGCACCUUGAAGUACGUGAUAGAGCCUUGUCUGAAAAACUUUGAAUUAGAGAUGGGUUUGUAUUCAGUGCCCUUUCCUUUAGAAAUGACAAGCCCAGUGCGUCAGUCACUGCACUGCUGUGACAAAAGCCUGGCGUCACAGCAGAGGAAAGCCUGUGCUCAGCUGCUUCCACUGCUUUUGGGCCUGUGGCAGGCAGAAGCAUAGCACGAGGGCAAGGCACAGGGAAGCCGCUCAGUAUUGGCCAUCAGGAAGCCAAGAGACAGCAUACCCUCUACUCACCUGCUUCUAGUCUGUCCCUCCCGCCAGGCAGCCUAUGCUGUGCCGUGAUGAAGUUACAAUCCUGGGAUCCAGUAACUCUCGCAGCACCACCAGCAGGGAGGAAUCCAAGCCUUGAACAGUUGAGCCUUUGGGGGCCACUGUGUAGAACGCCUUUCUCUGUGGCUGAGCAGCAGAGCUCACUGCAACCCAUACUAAAUGUACUAGAGAGAAGGAUGGAUCCUCGCUGGACAAAACUGGAUUUCAACCCCGGGCACAACAAAUGCUUCCUUUUUCCAUUUGCUCUGCUUGUUUUCACAUGGUCUCUGUGAAGGCUAGAGCUUAAGACACAGCCGUGGGAAGGCCUUGGGAUACGAUACAUUUUGAUUCUCUCGUUUUCAUACUUUAGAACCACGGAAAUUCUUAGCUCUAUUACACAUGAGAAGUACGAAGAACUUGCGCUCAAUUGCAAGUGCCAUGAAGAAGUUUGUUUUAAGUGCUUGUUUUUAUGAAUGCAUUUUCUGGAUCUUAGUAGAGGCUGUCUUCCUCGGUCUAUAAAUAAACAUACCCAGUAUGAAGUCAGCUCUGUGUCGUUGUUAAUGCAUAUCCACGGCUUCACGGCCGUGGUCUCAGGAGGGAUUCGCGUUUCUGUAGUACUUUGCUUGUGAAUUUGUUGUUCAAUUUGUAAGCUGUAGAUGUGCUCUCACCCCUUAGCAAGUCUGUGUCUAGGAAAGGAUGUGGGUGUCAGUUGGCCGUAGGGAGCCUACACAAUUUUCUCAGUAUGUUCAAGGCUCCCCAUCUGUGCAGCAAUGAAGACCCCAUGACCGACUUGAUAAUAUACCUUCCACUCGCGUUCCUUCGGGACAGGGACACCAAAGGCGGUGACUUGAAUUAAAAGGAAUUUGGAUUUUAAAGAUCGGUAUUUUGGUGAAUAAAUCAAAUUGAAAUUGGUUGUUUUUUUAAGUGGACAAAUAAAGUUGGUCCU
Molecule: messenger RNA, 3097 nt
Organism: Microtus oregoni (creeping vole)
Lineage: Eukaryota; Metazoa; Chordata; Mammalia; Rodentia; Cricetidae
Gene: Rsrc1
Product: arginine and serine rich coiled-coil 1
Exons: 14
Coding region: 104-1399 (431 amino acids)
Biological process (GO): alternative mRNA splicing, via spliceosome
Cellular component (GO): nucleus; cytoplasm
Source: RefSeq, a predicted model, not a curated record